Messenger RNA from Laccaria bicolor S238N-H82, 1686 nucleotides. RefSeq lists its product as uncharacterized. The transcript has 4 exons. Gene Ontology annotation, biological process: double-strand break repair via homologous recombination; resolution of meiotic recombination intermediates. Bases 1 to 1686 code for a protein of 561 amino acids. The record is from RefSeq and is a predicted model, not a curated record. Gene Ontology annotation, cellular component: nuclear body; RecQ family helicase-topoisomerase III complex. NCBI's taxonomy places the organism in Eukaryota, Fungi, Basidiomycota, Agaricomycetes, Agaricales, Hydnangiaceae.
AUGCCACCACCGCGCCAAAUCACAGAUUGGCUCAACACAAACUACCCAAGACCGGUCGUAGAUCCGGAAUGGCUUGAAGGAUGCUGCAACUGGAUAACAAACGACCACAACCUCGACUCAGCGCGCGACUUGCCCGCGUUUUUGAAAGAACUAGAGCAUCAGCUGCUUCGAUCAUCACUCCAAGAUUCUAUGCUCCCGCAUACCGGACUCCCAGCCAACAUAGGCGACCUAAAUACGAGUACUACCCUCACGGGGCCACCCGUGCUCCUGGAGGUUAUUCAUAUGGACGACGUAUCCACCAGCGCCUUUCAGCUUGAUCAAAUUAGGCAAGCACGCGAGGAGCGCAUGCGGGCUGGUGUUGGAAAUGAAGAAGGCGAAGAGGACGGGGAUGUAGAUGUGGAAGGCGAGGGCCCGAUGCCCCAAUACCCCAGGGGCAAGUUACGUCUUCGGUUAUCUGACGGCCACACUGUUUUGGAGGCCCUGGAAUAUCGUCGGAUUGAUGAGUUGAAGCUUACAACGCCACACGGGUUCAAAAUGCAAUUGAAGAACGUCCGCAUUCAACGCGGCAUGGCCUUUCUUGAACCAACCACCGUCAUUUUAAAAGGAGGCCAAGUGGAAGACCUUGCGCAAAAUCAAGAAUUCAACUUUGCCAACGCUUUGAGGCAUCGCAUGGGGCUACCUCUGAACGAGCUACCCGAACCACAGCCGGAGGAAGAUCCACCACAGCCUCUACAACAAGCGGCGGCCAUCAUGCGAUCCCCACUCCGCGAGAUAUCUCCACCACCUUCACCCCCCUUAUUUCCUCAGCGCAACGACGACGAAGACCUUGAGCCACGUCGCCGUAAAGUGCCCAAGAACAACUCCCCAUCGUCGUCCAUCCCUACGUCACGGCCGAUAGCUGGUCUACCAUCAUCACUCACAUCUCUUGGCGGCGUAUCGACCGCUCGCUCCGCAACCCUGGUAGGGAGCAACAGCACUUCACCACAUUUCCCUUUCUCUGGUCCACAAAUCAACGUCGUUUCCGUCGAAAAUGCGCGUUCGGCCAAGGGGAGAGGCAUGGGUCUUAACUUGCCACCUACAAUCCGACAGACAGCUCCCAACCUCCCUUCUCCCCCCACACAAGAACCUGACGAGGCCAGUUUCGACUUCGAGUUGCUUGAUGAACUAGACGAGAACCAACCGCCCUCCAAGCCAAUUGCAAAUAGCAAUAAAGGCAAAGGACGAGCCGCAGAUGCGAUGACAACGAAAACCAAAGCUGAAUUAUCGGACGAAUUUCCAAGUUCUGACGAUUACGGUAUCGACAACAUGAACGAUGACUUCUGGCGUGAGCUCGACGAAGCAGAGGCAUCUGCAGAUAGAAGCAGUCUUUGUGCGCCUGCUACUACCUCUUCUUCCUCGUCGGGCCUUGGAUCAUCAUGGUCCGCAGUCGAGAGGAAGACGGGAGGCGUCGCGACGAGAGACACCCUUGCAUUAUCUGCACCCCUUGAAGUGAUCAGCAUUGAUUCUGACGAUGAUCUGAUGAGUACUGAAGACAAGGAGAACGUCCCUGUUCCAACUAGGCACGUCAGAAGACGGACCGAAGACGAUUGGGAAGGAUUUGGUGGACCAAGUCAAAGAAGGGACAGGAGGCCCGUCAUACUGGCCACGAAUCCAGAUGAUAUCCUUGAUUUGACUGAUUCAGAAUAG